UGUCCCAGCCACCACCAGCCUCAGUCGCAGCCGGAUCUCGCUCCUCAACUUGGCAAAAAUGCCUACAGAGACUGAGAGAUGCAUCGAAUCCCUGAUUGCUGUUUUCCAAAAGUACAGUGGGAAGGAUGGAAACAGCUGCUAUCUCUCCAAAACUGAGUUCCUCUCCUUCAUGAAAACGGAGCUGGCCGCCUUCACGAAGAACCAGAAGGACCCGGGUGUCCUUGACCGGAUGAUGAAGAAGCUGGACCUCAACUGUGAUGGGCAGCUAGAUUUCCAAGAAUUUCUCAACCUUAUUGGUGGCUUAGCUGUAGCCUGCCAUGAAUCCUUCCUCCAGGCUUCCCAGAAGAAUAUCUAACCCUUUCUAUUCCCUUCCAGCCACCAAGUCAUCACAACCCCCACCCCCCACCAUCCAUACCUGUGCUGAGCCCACCACACCAACCACAACUUGCAGCCCAUGCCUGCUAGAGGAAAUAAAACAAUGUCAUUUUUUUAAAUGUA
Molecule: messenger RNA, 498 nt
Organism: Grammomys surdaster
Lineage: Eukaryota; Metazoa; Chordata; Mammalia; Rodentia; Muridae
Gene: S100a11
Product: S100 calcium binding protein A11
Exons: 3
Coding region: 59-355 (98 amino acids)
Biological process (GO): regulation of cell population proliferation
Cellular component (GO): cytoplasm
Molecular function (GO): calcium-dependent protein binding; calcium ion binding
Source: RefSeq, a predicted model, not a curated record